AAGAUCUGUUUGAUUUCUACAGAACUCAAAGCAACUUAUAACACGAGUUAUAAUGUUCUCAUUUUUGAUAUAAAAGGAAGAUUAUCGUGAUGAAUAUACGCUUUGCACUUGCCCUAUACCUAAUCGGUUUUCCGUCAUUGUUCAGUUAAAUAUUAAAUUUUAAUCAGUUAAGCUCCAACAAACUUAUAAAAGCCUAUUGCCGUACACUGCGUGCAGCGGUUAGUCGCUCGCGAAUAUUCAGUGAACAUGAAGGCGAUCGCGGGUAUUUUAUUCGUGUUUGUUACGGUUGGUGUUUCGUUUCCAACAACCACUGCUCAAGGAAAUAUCGAAGCCGUGCAAAUCGUAGAGCCAACAAAAACCCAUUCGUUGCAAUAUGUGAAAGACAAUAAACUGGAGGAAAUUUUAAACAGUGAUGAAAUUAAAGAUCGUUACGUUGCUGUUGUGUCCAUCGUUGGGCUCGUACAAUCUGGCAAAAGUUUUAUGCUGAACCUUUUCUUGAACUAUCUACGUGAAACGUACCAAAUCUUUAGUCGAUUCACAAAUGGAACAUACGACACCGAUUGGAUGAACAUGAACGUCACAAAUGGAUUCAAAACAGCACAGAAUCGAAAUGGCACAACUAAAGGUAUCUGGGCCUGGCCAGAAAUAUUCAUACACGACAAUAUAACCUAUGGUUCAGAAAGUGGCAACAAAGUCGCCAUUAUCCUACUCGACACGGAGGGAUUAUUUCACAUCGACACCAACCUGCGACACAAUACCGUCAUAUUUGCUCUGAGCACGAUGUUUUCAUCGAUGCAAGGUUACAAUGUGUUCAAGGAUGUUAAUAGCGACACUAUGCAAUUUCUUGAUAUAUUCAGUAUGUACACGGUGUACGGAUCAAGUUUAAUGGCGACGCAAUCGAUUCAAUCGACAGAAAAUCCAUUCCAAGAUUUCUAUUUCAUUGUACGCGACUCUGACCACCUCGAUGAAAGUGAAAGCGUUAUUUUGAAACGCAUUUUCCCUGACGAUGGUAACGAUCAGAAUCGAGAGAUGAAGGAGCGAAUUAAAUCAGUCUUCAAGAAAAUUAGGGCAUUUCAAAUACCUCAUCUGGGUGGAAAUGUUAGUAGGGUCACAUUCAACGGUGACGCUGCCCUAAUCGAUCAAAGGUUUAAAGACAAAGUUGCAACUGUGGUAACAGAUGUUCUUGCACCGGAGAGUAUUGUCAUCAAGGAAAUAAACGGUGAACGCGUCAAAGCGAAAGACUUGGCGCAUUUUUUGAAAUCAUUCACAGACAUUGUUGAAAACAAUGUUACAAUAGCGACGACCCUUGUGGAGGUAUUGGCUAACGCAAGUAACUGGAUGGUAUAUGCAAACUAUGUAGAGCAUUACGAUGAUUUAAUGCGUUCGAAUUUUAACACAGUCAGAAACACUUCAAGGCCAUAUUUUAAGCCUGAUGAACUCCAUCAAAUCCACUUAGAAAAUAAGAACGCAUCAAUGUGCCAGUUCAAGAAUCGAAUCAAACUUGGUGGUGAGAAAUUCGCCUCUCCAUUUGAAAAAAUGCUCAAUGACACCAUUGACGAACAUUUCAUUAAUUUCUGUGACACCAACGAUAAGAUGCGAUUGGAAUUUCUCAGAGAACGGAAUGUCAGUCUGAGCAAAUUGGAUGGUAAACAGCUAUGGAUUUUGGUCGGUUUAGUUGUUGCUGUCGCAUUUUUUGCUGGUGUUCAGACUUUACGUAAGAAACCAGAAUGUUUAUCACGUUGUCGGAAUGCUCAGACACCGAAUCAAAUGAAAGCUGUGACAGAAAUCACAACAAAAGCUUGAGAAUGAAAUGUCAAUUUAUGAAAAGUUUGUUUUUAAAGAAAAAGUUAAUUGUUUUAAAAUU
Messenger RNA from Bradysia coprophila, 1864 nucleotides. Its product is annotated as atlastin-like. NCBI's taxonomy places the organism in Eukaryota, Metazoa, Arthropoda, Insecta, Diptera, Sciaridae. The record is from RefSeq and is a predicted model, not a curated record. Gene Ontology annotation, molecular function: GTP binding; GTPase activity.